Rhododendron vialii is the source of this 2011-nucleotide messenger RNA. RefSeq lists its product as uncharacterized. The record is from RefSeq and is a predicted model, not a curated record. Lineage: Eukaryota; Viridiplantae; Streptophyta; Magnoliopsida; Ericales; Ericaceae. Bases 126 to 1604 code for a protein of 492 amino acids. The transcript has 4 exons.
AAAUGCCCGCUUAAUUUUUGCCCGCGUUGUGAAAAUAUCCCAAAAUCAAAUUGGCCGGAGAGAAACCAGAGAGAGAGAGAGAGAGUGAGAGGCGUGGUUACCGUUGGGGAGAGAGAUUGAAGAAGAUGCCCAAGAACGAAUUCAAAACGUCGAAAUCGACGAGGAAGCCACUGAGGGACGUCUCCAAUGGCGCAAGGCCCUCGAAAUCAGUGAAGAAGAAAGCCCCCGAAGACGACGAUCAAGCCCAAGACGAAGCCCUCGAUCGCCUCCUUCUAGUCCACUCCGAUCUCUCCUCUCUCAUUCACCAGAUUGAUGAACAUGUUGUGCAAGCUCUCAAAGUAGCGCCGAGCAAAAAGGGAAGAAAGGAAAUUGUAUCUUUCACACAAGUCUUGUCGGAAAUCCAGUCCUCUUUGAAGCCGUGGGCUCCCAUACUUCAGAAAGCACUCUCCAGUCACCCUGGUGGUUCCGAGAAUCUGUUGGGACAACCUUUGGAUAAUAGGGCAGUUCCUAUUUUAGAUGAAGGCAAGAGUGAUGUAGUUCAGAGUUCAGAACAAACCAAACUCGACUCCUUGGUCUCUCCUUCACCACUAGUGUCAUGGCGUGCUGACUGUACUGCCGAGGGUGGUAGGCAGUUGUUUCUGCUCACGCCUUUGCCAAGACCGAAAGCGUUUUCGUCCAACCUGCAAGGCUCAUCUCAAUGGGUUAUGAAAAAGAUAACAUCUACUACUGCUGGGGUACCGUCUGUCAGUGCUAUUUCUGGAGAUACAACCGAUAAUAAUGUUGAAGGUCUGGCAGUAAAAUCAAGUAAAGUUGCCAAUGCUGUUGAGAACGAAAGGGAAAGCAAUUUGAAACCUCAAUUCGCUUCUCUGCCAAAAUUGUCAAAAAUGGACUGCUCUGCGCUUGUUAUGACUCCAUGCCUCAAAAUGUCACCACCUAAGUCGUGUGUAUUGCUUGAGCCCAUUUCUGAACUAUCUCACAAAGAUACUCGUGGGGUCCAAAAAUCAACGCCAUUUCCUGUAACGAUUAAAGAGUUUUGUAGGCUGCAACUCUCUGAAUCCUCAAGCAGUGAAGGGUCAGAGGAGUUGGCUUUGAAAUAUCCAGAACUUUUUGGGAUACAACCACCGCAUAAAUUGGGAAACGGAAGGACAGGGGUAGAAGCUUCGCCAGAUUGGUUUAUGUCACCUCCUAAAACUUGUGUUCUAAUGGAGCCGCCUGAGGAGAAAUCAUUUACUAAUGCUACUAGCAAUUGUCGGUUGCCAAGAACUGCUUGUGUCCAAAAUCAGCAAGCACACUCGUCUUUCGUGAGAGCAAAAAAUGAUGUUCAAAGUUAUAACUAUGUAAAUUGGAAUUCACAUAAUGAAGAACUUGGUGGCGGCUUAACUCUAAUUGAGAGCACUCCCAUGUGGAAGGAACCCGAAACUGCUCUUCGAACAGGGAAGCGUCCAGGAGAGAACACUUUGAAGAAGGAGUUGUGGACAAGGUUUGAAGCAGCAACUAGCCAUGGGACACGUGUUGAUGACUCGCCUCUCCAAGAAUCUGCUCAGAAAGGAUUUCUCGACAGAUUGGAGGAGGUUUCUUGUGAUGAGACAAGUUCCAAGUAUUAGAGAUGGUAAACAUGAUGUUUGUGGGCAAAUGUUGGAUUGUAGGUACUGUUGUGUCAUCGGGUUGAGGGAGGCUUCGGGAAUGUUGUUUUUCGUCGAGUAUUGCAGAAAUACUGUAGGAAUAUUGAUAGCCAAGGAGCAAGGGGUAUUGUACCCUCUUCCGUUUUGUACUAAUUCACCUGCCAUUACGUCUUCACUCUGUGAACACUAGUGACACUGAUACCCUCGCCUCCUAUGUUUAGUCUCUGGAUAGCAAGUUUUGAGCAUGAAGCGAAAUAUAUCAGUUUGGAGCUGGCUAACAGUAGUCUAAUCCUCCUGUUAGCCGUAUUCUUGUAUCUAGGUUUUUUCUAUAACAGCUGCCUGUAUCCCAUGCAAGGGCAGGUGACAAACUAUUUACUAUUUCCCUGCAA